GGAUUUUGAUCCUUGUUAAGGUAGAGUUAUUUCCCCUACGAUUCGUAUUCUGAUAGUAAACGCCGGUAUUGUAAAUAAUCAAAUCGAUAAAUGUGCUAGUGCCGCAGGGAUUUUAGCAAUUUUCGUAAAAAGCAAAAUAGUUCUCCAGGAGAAUGUGUCAACAGCUUUAACAAACAACUGUGAUCUGUUGACAUUGCAGCAGAUGACAAUGGAUAUUUCCAUGCAGCUUGUUGAGCAGCAGUGCAGCCGUUACCUGACCACAUUUGCCAACUGCCUUGACAAAUUCCCAGAGACCUGGCAUAUUGACUGUGAGAGGCAGAAAGUCAAGUUGGCAAAAUGCGCAGAAUCAGAGCCCAUAAUUGUAAAGAUCAAAACUGAGUGUCAGCAGCAAUUUCGGGAUUAUGAACGCUGUAUGAAUUCAAAUCCUGUUCAUCCUGAAUAUUGUCUGGAAGACUACAUGGCUUUUAACAGUUGUGCUGAGCAGCAUGUUGGACAGAAGAAAGCCACUUUCCAGGCUCCUACAAUAAGUGAACAACAAAAUUCCCAGAGAUAGCAGCUAGUGUUCUUGUAAUAUUUAUUUGCACAAAUGCUGAAAAAAGAAAGAAUAUACAUUUUAAAGGUGUGAACUAGUUUGGUAUUGGUUGUAUUUUAGCCACACGUGUUGUGACAUCUAAAGUCCAUAGAAUCCAUUGUUGUCUGCUGCUCUUCAGAUAUGUAACAAAACAAGAAAAAUAAUAUGUAGACUUAUGCUGUAAAUCAAGUCAUAGACUGUAUGUAGAUGUUCCAGUGACACAGCUGUUAAGUGCUUGCAACCUGUACAGUGAAGAUCAAGUGUCCUUGGUUUGGAUCCCAUCUUGGGCAUGCUGUACUUUCUCUGAAAGUGGCACCUGCUUACUUUGACAUGGUGUAACCUUAAAUGCUAGCACGAAGUUAAAGUCCCAUUCCUAAACUAAACUUCCCAUGUUCUGCUUUUUUCCCUUGCACAUCACAUAUUAACUGCGGUUUUAAAUGCUGCAAAAUCACAAAGACUUAAACCUUAACUGCAGCAAACACCAAGGUUUAGUUACAUCGUACCAUUAAUGCAUUGUGCAACAAACACUAUUACCCAGUGAGGUUAGGGAAUGGAGGAGGAUGUGACUGUAUUACUCAGGACUGUAAGGGAAGCCUGAAUGGCAAAGCUUGAGUACACUAAAAAAAAUCCAUGAAGCUGUAACCUUGUCAUUACAUAUCUUGUCAACUA
Molecule: messenger RNA, 1240 nt
Organism: Pomacea canaliculata
Lineage: Eukaryota; Metazoa; Mollusca; Gastropoda; Architaenioglossa; Ampullariidae
Product: coiled-coil-helix-coiled-coil-helix domain-containing protein 5-like
Exons: 5
Coding region: 203-553 (116 amino acids)
Source: RefSeq, a predicted model, not a curated record